Molecule: messenger RNA, 993 nt
Organism: Rotaria sp. Silwood2
Lineage: Eukaryota; Metazoa; Rotifera; Eurotatoria; Philodinida; Philodinidae
Source: the annotation of a GenBank genome assembly
AUGAAUAUUGUCAGUUNAAAUGAACAUAUUAAAACAACAUAUGAAUAUGAACAAAUACCAUUUUUAGCUAUAUCACGUGCAUUAGGAGAUUUAUGGAGUUUAAAUAAACAUACAAAUCUUUAUUCUGUUUCACCUAAACCUGAAUUAACUGAUGAUGAUGAUCGACCAUUUAGUAAUCCAUCACAUGAGCUCGUACAAAAAGCAUUAGUGUCAUGGCGAGAAAGAAUGUUACGUGCUGAUAAUAUAACCUGUAUUACAGUCAUGCUUGAUCCACCUGGACCACCAUUUAGUGAAUAUUCAGUUUGUUCCGAUGGUACAGUUGAAGUAGAUCAAGCACCAUCAUUACUUACAAGUGAAACACCUCAAAGACCUAAACUUGCUGCACAACGUAAAGAACAUAUUCUUACACCAAUUUCAAAUGGAUCGACAUUUGUGCGGACUCCAAAACGUCCUGCAUCAGGUGACAUAACUGAAAUGCUUGACGAUACACCACGUCGUAAAUUAAUAAAAAUCAAUCAACAAAAGGAAAAUAAUACAACAUCUCCUUUAAGAAACGAAAUUGAACUUCCACUCGUUCCUUCAACAAAUAAUGAAGAAGAUGAUCAAAAAUUUUUACCUUUAACUCAGCAAACACAAACAUUAUCAACUUUUGAUGAUGAUUUAGCACGAAAAGUUGAACAAUGUUUUCGUAAUCAUACUAAAGAACAACAACCUGUUGUUGAUAUGAUGGAAAUCGAUGAAUUAAAUCAAAUAAGUAGUAAUAAUAAUAAACAAAAAUCUUCUACACGUCGUCGUUCUCAUUUUCGAUUUUCAUUUUCAAAUAAUCAUAAUUCACCUGAACAAGAACAAGAAGAAAAAGACGAAACAAAUUCCAAAAGAAAAUCUCGUUUAUUUCGAACGCAUUCAGCUUCGAUAAUAAAUACUAAUGAAAAUGAAAAUGAAAAUAAUAUUCAUUCAUCACGUCGACGAAAAUCUUAUAGUACUACUGGAUAA